Formica exsecta is the source of this 378-nucleotide messenger RNA. RefSeq names its product zinc finger protein 593 homolog. Lineage: Eukaryota; Metazoa; Arthropoda; Insecta; Hymenoptera; Formicidae. The coding region runs from base 1 to 378 and encodes 125 amino acids. The transcript is spliced from 3 exons. Gene Ontology annotation, molecular function: nucleic acid binding; zinc ion binding. The record is from RefSeq and is a predicted model, not a curated record.
AUGGGUCGGAAAACGAAACGAAGAACCAAGGAUCUGGACGAGAUCGAUGAGGAUUUGAAGGGGAACGCGAAGAAGCUGUUAAAUCAGGAAGUAGACUUUGAUAAACCCGGAGCGGCCCAACAUUAUUGUAUCCAUUGCGCGAGGUAUUUUAUAAACGAAACUGCUCUGCGUACUCAUUUUACUACCAAGGUACAUAAACGACGAUUGAAGGCACUCGAGUUAGAACCAUAUAGUAUCAAAGAAUCGGAAAGAGCAGCGAGCAAGGGAAAUUAUAUCACACCGCAAAAACGGAAAAUCGAAACUGUAACGCGAGGAACUUUUAAUGAAAAAGAUGCAGAUGCUGCGCCAAAAGCUAAAGCUAUGAAAAUAGAUGAAUAA